Ostrea edulis (European flat oyster) is the source of this 4650-nucleotide messenger RNA. Its product is annotated as protocadherin Fat 4-like. The record is from RefSeq and is a predicted model, not a curated record. Gene Ontology annotation, biological process: homophilic cell-cell adhesion. Gene Ontology annotation, molecular function: calcium ion binding. Gene Ontology annotation, cellular component: plasma membrane; cell-cell junction. The transcript is spliced from 5 exons. Lineage: Eukaryota; Metazoa; Mollusca; Bivalvia; Ostreida; Ostreidae. The coding region runs from base 1 to 4650 and encodes 1549 amino acids.
AUGGUCGGACAACUGUUAAAACUGAAGAAUCAGAUUGAUGCUGAUACCGAGGCCAUUCAGUACAGUCUAACGAUAGAGGUGGCUGACAGUGGUCCUGCGCCUGCGCUAACAACCACCCUGACGAUUGAUGUAUACGUCACCGGUAUCGAUGACAACGUUCCAGUGUGGAUUACACCCACCAAUGGAGCUUACACCGCAACUUUGCCUGAAAGUUCUGGUGCGGGAACAUUUGUGCAGUUGAUAAGCGCCACGGACGGAGACUUGACAGGGACGUUCGAUGCGAAAGUUACCUACAGUAUUGAGGACACGAACACGAUAUUUGGAAUUGAACCAGAGACAGGUAGAGUCUACCUUGCAAGAGACGUGGUGGAUCGAGAAGUCCUGGAUAAUUACGUCAUCAGUGUUUCUGCGUAUUCCUCCAAUCAAGUGGCAGCUAAGAUUCUGGGGACUGUAACUGUCGCAGUGUCGGACAUAAAUGACAAUAUCCCGACAUUUUCCCAGAGUGCAUAUGAAGUCACAGUACCGGAAAACACUGCUACCAACACCGGGAUUCUAACAGUGACUGCGCAGGAUCCAGAUCUGGGAACCAACGGACAAAUUUCUUAUUCUAUAACAAGAAUCGCUGUGUCAUUCCCUGCUGCGGUGGAUAACGACGCGGGUUUAGAUGGGACGAUAGUGUACUCAUUGACGACACACACAGAUACGUUCGCCAUCAAAAGCUCUGCAAAUGAAGUUGUUUUAAUUCGUCCUGUCGACCGAGAGACACUCGCUGUUUAUGAAUUGGUGAUAUCAGCUGUUGACCAAGCACCAGCGAACAGCAAAACCGGAACAGCCACCUUGACGGUUACAGUACAGGAUGUUAACGAAUAUCCUCCGGACUGUGCGAUAAGCGCCGAGGUGAUCGGGAGUCCGCCAUAUACAAUUGGAUCGGAUAUUUACACCAUGGUGUGUACUGAUCAAGAUGCAGGGCCAAACGGCGCCAUUGUGUAUUCCAUAUUAGCGGGAAAUACAAACACGGAUUUUCGUGUAGAGACAGACGGCCGCGUGGUAUACAAUAAAAUCCCCAGUGAUGUUAAUUAUCAACUAACGAUUGUAGCAUCUGAUUCAGCUGCCACGCCCCUUACAACAUCGGUGUUUCUUCAUGUAGUUCUUCAGUCGGACCCAAGGUUCACGACCCUGCCUGGCACGGCGUCCAUUGAUGAAUCGUCACCCCUGGGCUCUUCAGUGUUUGACGUCUUAGGGAUUUCUGCUUCAGGGUACAAAUCAUACUCAAUAAUCAGCGGCAAUACUGACAAUAAAUUUAAGAUAAAUUCUUACACUGGGAAUGUUUUCAUUUACUCUGCUCUUGACAGGGAGACAACAUCUUCCUACACUUUAGGCAUUCGAAUUACUGAUAUCAAUUUUUCGAAAACUGCCGACAGCACAUUGACAAUAACAGUUCUGGAUAAUAAUGAUAACUCGCCAACAUUUGCCUCAUCUUUCUACGAAACGUCGGUAGCUGAAAAUAUCGGAGUUGGAACCCAGAUUCAGGACCUAGUGGCAACAGACAUUGACGGCGUCGGAGUGAAUAGUGCCAUCUCGUACGCCAUUGUCAGUGGAAAUGCUGAAAACAAAUUCGAAAUUGAUACCACUGGUAAACUGAAAUUGAAGGCUGCACUGGACGCAGAGGCAACUCGGGUUUAUAUGUUGUCGGUGACGGCUACGGAUGGUGGAACCCCGGCACUGACGGGGACGACGGUGGUGUUGCUACAAGUGACGAACAUUGACGAGUUUCAGACCGAGUUUUUGACAACAGGAGGCACUUAUUCUCAUUCUCUGUCAGAGAACACAGCUCUGGGAGCUCUCGUAUUUACCGUCACGGCUCAGGACCUCGAUGUUGGAUCCCAAAUCACCUACGCUAUCACAGUUGGAAAUGAUAAUUCUUUCACAAUAGAUCGUCAGUCAGGGAACAUCUUUCUUACCAAAUUGCUAGACAGAGAGGCAACUCCUUCGUAUUCAUUGACGAUCUCAGCAAAUAACGGUCAAGGAGGUGUUAAGGACGCGGUUCUCGCUCUGUCUGUAACAGACGUCAACGACAAUGACCCCAAAUUCUCUCAAAAUGUUUAUACUACCCAGGUCAUCGAGAACUAUCCCCUUGGUGGGUCAGUCACACGUGUUACAUGUUCAGACGCAGACAGUGCCUUAAAUGGUGAUCUGGCUUUAUCAAUCGUCGGAGGAAACACUGGGAAUGCUUUUCGUAUGACGGGUGCAGUUAUCGAAGUUAACACAGUGCUAGAUUAUGAAACGAUUAAUAAAUAUGUUUUACUUAUUGAGGCCAAAGAUAAAGGUAUUCCAAGUAGGUCGUCUACUGCGACGGUCGACAUAGAAAUCACACCCGUAUAUCCACAACCCCGAUUUGCUUCAAACGCACAAACGAUUACGAUACCAGAAAACACAAUAGUAGGUACAACUGUCUACGACUCCGACGCAACGGUCGCUGGUGCAUUAGAAAAUAAAGAUUUAGCGUACACGAUAACUGCAGGUAAUUCAGCUGGUAAAUUCGCAGUGAAUGAAAAUACCGGACAACUCACCGUAAUAGGAAUAUUAGACCGGGACACCACCGCGAGUUAUGACGUAACAAUAAGUGCAGUCAAUAUUCAGCAGAAUACACUGCGCGAUUUAAUUACGGUCACAGUCACGUUGGAUGAUAUCAAUGAUAAUAAGCCUUUAUUUUCCGUUCCUAAGUACGCAUUUACAAUAUCGGAGACAAGUUCGAUCAAUACCCUUGUUGGAACAUUGACAGCGUCAGAUAAAGACAUAGGGGUGAAUUCUCAGAUUACUUUUUCUAUUGUUUCUGGUGAAAACAGUCAUGAUUUUGCCGUUGACUCUUCCACUGGUCAACUAAAAGUAAAUGCAAUUUUAAAUGCUCCAUUCCGAAGUUCCUACGCACUCAUUCUGCAGGCGGUCGACGGUGGCACCCCUUCUCUUGUAAGCACAGCUGAAGUUGAUAUAACUGUGACAGAUGUGAAUGACAACUCUCCUAUUUUCAGUCCACUAGUUGUUAGCAUCAAAGUCAAUGAGAUGCUAAAUAUCAGCAGUGCCAUAUACUCUGUAUAUGCAACGGACGCCGAUGCUGGGGCAAAUGCUAGGUUAACGUACUCUAUCCUUUCCGGAAAUGGCGACCUUCGUUUUUCUGUUGACCCAAACAAUGGAAAAGUCCUUCUCAGGAAUCUACUUGAUCGUGAGGCUGUUAGCCAAUAUAGCCUGGUUAUCGUUGCUGUUGAUGCCGGAAGUCCGACUAAGACAGGAAGUCUGACACUGCACAUCGAAGUGAUGGAUGCCAAUGACAACACGCCUUACUUCAUUGGAGAACCCUAUUCUGUCUCUCUGGGCCGAGCUGAUACUGUUGGAACGUACCUGGCUACAAUAAAUGGUAAUGAUACCGAUAUCGCAGAAAAUGCAUUGAUUGAAUAUUUCAUCGUCAGCGGUGACACAUCUGAUACAUUUUAUCUAAACAAAGAUACGGGGCGGGUAACAACAGUUACGUCCCUUGUUUCCUCUCCUGAUCUAUACUCCCUGGUUGUCCAUGCUAUUGAUAAAGGAGUUCCAAAGAGAACUUCCACUACUACUCUGACGGUGCGAAUUGACCCACCGAAUUCGCCAACUAUCAGUGAUUUCUCCUUUACUGUGAACGAAAACGUGCCUAUUGAAACACCAAUAGGAACUGUUAUUCCUGAUCCUAUACACAACCCCGGUACAACGAUUAUUUACACCAUACUCUCAGGCAACUACAAUAAUAACUUGAAAAUAGGGCUUAACGAUGGGGUCGUAAAAGUUGCGCGCGCUUUGGAUCACGAGGAACGCAAUAAUUACUAUCUUGUGGUAAAAAUCCAGGAUUCUGUAAACACUGCGCUUGUUUACAACAAAAAUGUGUACGUACAAAUAAGCGACCUUAAUGACAAUGCUCCAGUAUUUCAGUCAGCGACGAUGACAUUUUCUGAUGUUGUUGAGAAUUCACCAGUUGGAUUGACCAUUGGACAGGUACCAGCAACAGAUGCCGACAGUGGUCUGAAUGGACAGGUACUGUACGAAAUCGACCCAUCAGAUACUACGGCCUUAACAGCGUUGAGUGUCACAUCGACUGGACACUUAAAGCUCUCCAUCUCUCCAGAUUACGAGUCGGCACCCAGAAUAGCAUUUGUAAUGUUUGCAAAAGACAAGGGAACACCUUCUUUAACGGGGACUGUGAACGUUGUGAUAGACCUAGUGGAUGUAUACGAUAACCCUCGUUCGGCUUCAAGCAAUGGCGAGUCUCCCUUUUAUUCACUGGAAUGCCCGGUAACUACACAGAAUGGUGACGUCAUCGUAACAGUGAAAGCUACUGAUUUUGGAUUUACUGUUGAUCCCACCGACACCAUACGGUAUACACUGAUUGGGGGAAGCACCGUCUUUGGUGUGGAAUCCACUACCGGGAAUUUGUAUGUUAAGGACAGCUCUAAGUUAUUUGCAGACACGCGAUAUUUCUUUACGAUGUCUAUUCGAAUCCAGGCACCCAAUAACAACGUCACGGCUACUUCCGCUUUAUUACGUGUGGAUACAAUGACCCCAAGCUCCCAUAUGGUCAUUCUCACCCACAGUAUUUCCAAAACAACUUUGGAAUCUCAAAAGUAA